Penicillium atrosanguineum is the source of this 1611-nucleotide messenger RNA. Its product is annotated as putative carboxylesterase. NCBI's taxonomy places the organism in Eukaryota, Fungi, Ascomycota, Eurotiomycetes, Eurotiales, Aspergillaceae. The transcript has 2 exons. Bases 1 to 1611 code for a protein of 536 amino acids. The record is from RefSeq and is a predicted model, not a curated record.
AUGUCUGUCUUUAAACUCAUCUUCGCUUUCCUCCACCUCACAGUUGCAAUAGCUGCCUACGAAAACCCCCUCGUCGACCUCACCUACGGCUCAUUCCAAGGAAACUACGACCAAACCUACAACCUCUCAUACUUUCGUAAGAUCCCAUUCGCCGCACCACCAACAGGAAACAAUCGUUUCCGCGCGCCGCAACCGCCGCUCCACAUAACAAAUGAAAUCUACGACACAGACCAGGACUUCGACAUGUGCCCACAGCGCACAGUGAACGGAUCAGAAGACUGUCUCUACCUAGGCCUAUUCUCAAGGCCAUGGGAAAAAUCGCGACAAGUUCGUCGACCAGUACUGGUAGUAUUCUAUGGCGGGGCUUUCAUCCAAGGCAGCGCGGCUUUCACCAUGCCACCGGCUUCAUACCCCGUUCUCAAUGCAAGCACUCUCAACGACUAUAUAGUGAUCUACCCGAACUAUCGCGUCAACGCAUUCGGCUUUCUGCCCGGCAAAGCGAUCGGAGAUUCUUCCACUUCAGAUUUUAAUCCCGGACUCUUAGACCAGCAAUAUGCUCUCAAGUGGGUACAGAGUCAAAUUCAUAACUUCGGCGGUGAUCCACACAACGUGACUAUCUGGGGCCAAUCCGCUGGUGCAGGCUCCGUCGUCGCACAGGUACUAGCAAACGGCCGUAACGGAAAUCCAAAGCUUUUCUCGAAAGCGCUUGCCAGCUCCCCUUUCUGGCCGAAAACUUAUGCCUAUGAUGCACCCGAGGCUGAAGCUAUUUAUAGUCAGCUUGUUAAUCUGACGGGAUGUUCUGGUAGUGGCCAUGAUCACGAGACGUUGGCAUGUUUGAAGUCUGUUGAUGUGCAGUCGAUUCGUGAUGCGAGUCUUGUCAUCGAUGCGGAUAGUACGUGGACUACGAGCUCGUAUACUUGGGCACCUGUCAUUGAUGGGGAGUUUCUGGUUGAUACAUUGGCAGAAGCUGUGGGUGGUGCUUUGGAUACGGAGUUCCUUUGGGGUAUGUAUAACACUCAUGAGGGACAGAAUUUCGUGCCUCCGGGUUUAGAAUCGACGGUGUCGGAAAGUGGAUAUAACUCCUCCGAUGCGAGCUUUUAUCGAUGGGUUAGGGGUUUCUUACCUGGCUUGUCGGCGGAGGAGAUAAAGGAGGUGGAAGAGGUGUAUUAUCCUGCCGACGGAAGUACCGAGACAAUCGCCGAGUAUAACACGACAUAUGUCCGAGCUGGACUUAUCUAUCGAGAUGUGGUUCUCGCCUGCCCGGCAUAUUGGAUGGCGUCCGCGGCAAAGAAGAGAGGGUAUGUAGGAGAGUAUACCAUAUCGCCAGCCACUCAUGGGAGUGACACUAUCUAUUGGAAUAAAAUCAACUCCGUGCAAGAGACGAAUCCGGUCGUCUACGAAGGCUAUGCUGGUGCUUUCGCCAGCUUCUUCCAAACCGGUGACCCGAAUGCGCACAAGCUGACCCAUGCCUCAGAGCCUGGGGUACCGGAACUUCGAAACACAGGGAGAGAAUUCGUGAUUGUAGAUCAUGGGUUUGAGAAUGUGAAGCUAGCUCAGCUGGAGAAGAGAUGUGAGUUUUGGAGGGGGCUAGGGAAGAGGAUUCCUGUUUGA